CCUGUUUCAAUGCACUUGUAACAAAAGUAAAAUUUUACUGUAUAUAGAGCAUGUUACAUAGUCCUUACUAAAAGUCAUCAUGGGUGGGUUACUGUGUUCAAACUUGUCGCUUUUACCUAAUUAGGGUAGGAAAGUAUAAGUGAGGUAAAUAAGGGUAAGGAGAGUAAGUGCCAUUGAGUCAGUCACUUAAUUACUGCUGUGAAGUUGUGUUAACACUUGAUAAAACUUAUAAGAAACAAGUCUUUAUCCUCAGGCAUGGCUUUGAAACUGUCCUUUUUGGUUUUUUUGGUUGUCAGUGUUUAAUUUCAGGUACGAUGUCAAGUUUGACAGUGAACCUCAAAGCAGCUCAACAUCAAUACUCCUUCAAGCACUCUUUAACCAUAGAAACAUCUGAAGAGUUAAGCACGAGACGCAACAGGACAAAGAUGGCGGCGCCCAGUAACGCGGAUCCUCUGGCUGAGAUAUCCGCGCCCACAAAGAUCCCCAAAACGGAGGUUCCCUCUCCGGAGUCGGAGGACCUGAGCGACGGCAACCAGUACCAUUCCAACCCGUCCACGCCGAACCGCUUCUCUCCGCUGAACGUGGGUUUGAGCGUUUCUGGGGCCGCAGGCCGAAGCGGGACGGCCUCCGGCUCCAACAGCUUCACUGCCUGCCGGGGCAUGUCGUGGACCCCGUCCGAGACGAACGCGCUGAUCGCCGUGUGGGGCAACGAGCGGCUCGCGGAGGCCAGGAUGCAGCAGCUCGAGGUGGCGGGCACCGUGUUCUCGGGCAAGGCUCCGGGGCCGGCCAUGUACGAGCGGGUGUCCAGAGCCCUGGCGGAGCUGGGCUACGAGAGAACCCCCUCGCAGUGUAGGGAGAGGAUGAAGACUCUGCGACGGUGCUACAGUCGGGUCAAGGAACAUGGCAUCGGGAAGAGGAAGAGCAGCUACUCCAUCGAGCAGCUGGAGAAGGUGUUCGGCCAGGGAGGCUGGGACUCCCAGACCUGCCAGCCCGUCCUCAUCAACAGCAGCGGCCUCUACCAGGAGAUGGAAUCUGACAGCAGCACCUUGGAGGAUUACCCCCAGGAGGACUGGUGCAGCCAGGACCUCAGCACCUUCCAGGAAGCAGAGCUAGAGCCAGAGGAAAUCCGACAUCCAAAGAACAGGGUCCUGCAGUUAAGACAGGAAUCCUCUGAAGACACCCAGAAGCAGGAGGUGAUGCAGAACGUGGUGCGCAUCCUGGAGUCGGUGCAGGUCAAGUGGGAGCACUUCCAGACGUGGACGGACUUCUCCCGGCUGCACCUCUCCAACAAGCUGGCCAUCUUCGGUGUGGGCUACAACACACGCUGGCGGGAGGAGAUCCGCUACCAUUACGCUGAGAUCAGCUCCCAGGUGCCCCUGGGUAAGCGGCUACGCGAAUACUUCAACCCGGAGAAGGCAGAGGGCCGUGUCAUCAUGACCAAGGUGCAGAAAAUGAACUGGAAGAAUGUGUACUACAAGUUCCUGGACAUCACCAUCAGCGAGGCACGCUGCCUCGAGCUGCACAUGGAGGUGGACUGGAUCCCCAUUGCGCAGUCCCGGGUCGCCGGCUGCAGCGGCAGCUCGCAGUACCUGCUGCCCGGCGGCAUCCCCAAGACGUACGGCCUUUAUGCUAUCGGGUACGAGGAGCUGAAGGCUGCACCGCCCUCAGGCCCUGGUGACCACCCAUCCUCAACAGAGCCCAGCGAGCCCGACCUGAGCUCCACCCUAGAGGAGGGGGCAGGGGGCAAGGUGACUUACUGCUACCUCGGCAUUGCAGAGGACAGGACCCUGCAGCAGUGUCUCUUCCAGCACUUUCAAAGUUCAAGCAAGCACUACGGCCGCGGGGAGCCCUCGGCCAUCACUAAGUUUCUGCUGGGGAACUGUAACGUCCAGUCCAAGGAAGGUGGCUCCCCACGAGUCGCUAUUUAUAUCAAAUUCAUCGAGGUGGAGUUGGACUUCCUGUCGGCCGGGUCCCUUGUGGAAUGUCUAGAAAUCGCCAUCGGUUAUUCUUUAAAGUUCAAUAAGAAGGACACAUUAUAACACAUCGCGCUUUUAAUCUUAUAAUAACUCAAGGAAAAAAAAACACAUGACUGUUAAGGGUCGGAAGGACAGAGUUGCAUUCUUCCCUUCACAGCUACAGUGUUAUCAGGGAGUCUGUCUACAUCGCUGUCUGGGAUGGCUGGGUCCCUCUGUCGGGGAGCGGGGGAGAGGAGUUUCGGACAGGGAGAAGUCGUCAGCUGAUUGUGAAGCUGCCUUCUUUCACUUUCUUACUUCUUUUCUUCUCUCUGUUUUGGAAGUAUAACUUCAAUUCAAACCAGUGUGCCAGAUAAGGUUCCUACGUGAAAGAAAUGAACACGGGCAAUUAUUGUAUGAAUAUAUACAUAUAUACAGGAUAUAUACAUUAUAUAAUAU
Molecule: messenger RNA, 2411 nt
Organism: Scleropages formosus (Asian bonytongue)
Lineage: Eukaryota; Metazoa; Chordata; Actinopteri; Osteoglossiformes; Osteoglossidae
Gene: msantd2
Product: Myb/SANT DNA binding domain containing 2
Exons: 5
Coding region: 315-2039 (574 amino acids)
Source: RefSeq, a predicted model, not a curated record